UAGAUCCUCCUCAGAGGAGAGCCAGCUGAUCAUGGAGGCUGGAUGGAACAGGAGGGGAAGUUACUUUAACUUUGUAAGGAAGGAGCAUCUGAAGCUGGAUGAUUUGAGAAAGAGAAAGGGCUCAGGAAACAAUUACCUCUUUAAAAAUGAAAUAAUCCUAGAAUACCCACGACCAGAGAUCCAUGUGAGCCAUCUGAAGCACGACACAGACAGAGACGGUUUGGAAGGCAUCACGAAGUCCGGAGGCUUCAAAGGAAAACAAGGCCUGGUGUGGUGGGGUCUGGUUGUGGGGGGGGAGGAACUCAGAUCAGCUGAGCAGCGCCUCCUCCAGGAAACAUACCCGGACCGAACAGAGCAGCAGGUCCAGGUUCAGCAGAGCUUCCUGAGGAAGUUUGCCUCCUCACCGGCCUUCAAGAAGAGCUCCAGGCUGGGAUCGUACCGCUUCACCUUCCCCCUUCAGGAGCUGCUGGAGGCCUACAGUCUGCAGUUUUGCGGCGGUGAGCAGCCCCUCAUGCGGGUGUAUGAGACCCACCUGUACAAACAGGAAGUGAUGUACGCAGUGCUGGUCCACAGUCCGGCCAAUCAGGAGCAGUUCUCAGAAUAUCCUCUUCUGAGCGACGACCCAAACGCUGUCUGCUGCUACAGAGAUGGCCGCUUCAUCUGGAGGCCUGAGGCCAUGUGUGCAACUCACAGAUACGAGUUGUUCUGGAACAAUAAGACUCUGCAGAUGGAGGCUCGGCCCUGGCACACUUAUGAGUUCUACGUCUGGGAUAAUGUGUGCAUCGUCCUGCAUGUGGAGAAGGGCAAGCUGCUGGAGUUCGGUCCGGACCGACUGAGAGAGGAACUGAAGUUCUGCGAAGGAGAAAAACUUCCCCACGCUCCGGACGAGUUUGAUGACUUCCCGUCUGCCGAGGCGACUGUUCGGAGUCUCUGGCCUGAAGACCCCUCCCCACUGGAGAGAGAUGAAGAGCAGGACAUUAAUGAAGCAGAAUAGAUGAAUCAGAGUUUAGAUAAGCACAUCCUGCCUUCACUGAACUAACAUUACAUUCAGAGUUGGAGCUAAAUAUUGGUUUAUCUUAUUUUAUAAGUAAACAUUUAUUUUCUGGCCGUUUUAGUUUUAGUGAAUGAAUCAUUAUUUAUCGUAACAAUUUUAGUUGCAGUAGUUCUGCUUUUAUUUUGAAGGAGGUGUGGGCUCCUGGUUGUUAAGGAAUAAUUCUUCUAGAUAUCUAACCUUUUGCUC
Messenger RNA from Trematomus bernacchii (emerald rockcod), 1240 nucleotides. RefSeq lists its product as uncharacterized. Bases 32 to 994 code for a protein of 320 amino acids. The transcript is spliced from 4 exons. The record is from RefSeq and is a predicted model, not a curated record. Lineage: Eukaryota; Metazoa; Chordata; Actinopteri; Perciformes; Nototheniidae.